AUGUCAAGUCUUAAGUCUUCAUUUACAGUAGGAAUAUUUUAGUCUUUAAGUUUUUGUGGAUUGAGAUAAAAAAUUUUAAAAAACAUUGCGUUUUAACCACCUAAAGUGAGUUAUUCUUUGAAAGCAAGAUGUGAUGAUUAAAUGACAAAGAGCACUUUAACAAAUCCUUCAUCAUUAUAAGUUAUUGAUUCAGAACAUGAGAAACGAUAAAAAUCAAAGUCAUAUGAUGAUGAAAACAUACAUGAAUUGGGUCUGUUAGAUUUGGCAGAAGAAAUAAUGCAAUUUACAAGUGAAAGCUUAAGUCCUAUGAAGGAAAAGUAAAAAUAGUUAUUUAGAAUAGAGUAUCUGAACCUGCUUAUGAUUUUUAUUUGAUAGACGAACAAGGUUAAGAAAUUCCAAUUCCAAAAUAAGAAAACUUAGAUUUGACUGGAUAUUUCUUAAAAGGAAGAAAAGGACAUCGAAUAGCAUCAUUAUACUUAUAGUAUUUAUUUCCAAUGAGUGAAUAUGUUAUAUUGUUCAGUCAUGGAAAUGCUAGUGAUUUAGGUUACAUGAUUGAUACAUUAAUUGGUAAUUAUUAAAAUGAAAUUAUUUAAGAUCUUUGCAACAAUUUGAGAAUAAAUAUAUUUGCUUAUGAGUAUUCAGGUUAUGGACUUUCAUAGGGUAAGUGUACAGAUCUCAAUAUCAUCAACAAUAUAUAAGUAGCUUAUUAAUUUUUAGUGUAAUAAAUGAAUUUUGAUCCAACAAAAAUAAUUGUUUAUGGUUACAGCAUAGGAUCAGGACCAAGUGUUAUGUUAGUAUCUGACAUAGAAUUCCCGGUUGGAGGUUUAGUUGUUCAUUCAGGAUUGAGUUCAGGAUUAAGAGUAGUCAAUAACAAAUUAAAAUCAACUCCUUUUUAUGAUAUAUUUCCAAAUGUAGACAGGAUUAAGGAUGUCACUUGUCCUGUAUUUAUAUUACAUGGAAAAGAAGAUGAGAUUAUUGAUUUACAACAUGCUAAAUUAUUGUCUAGCAAUUGUUAAAGAUUGUAUGAAUAUUGGGAGGUUGAUAAUAUUGGACAUCAAGGAAUUGACACAAAUGAUGAACAUCGAAAAAAUUAUUUCUAUAAAUUAAGGGAUUUCAUUAAAUGUAUAUUUUUAUUUUCAUUAUUUUUAGUAAUACAAAAUGAAAAUUAAACAAUCAAAGAAUUAAAAAAACGAAAUACAGCUAGUCCUAAAUUAAAUGGAUCGUAUAAUCAUUAUUAUGAUAAUAAAAUACGAGAGUUCCAUUUAAGUUGUAGGAAGGUUCAAGAUUCAGGAUCUCCUCCUAAAAAAAUUCGUUGAUUUUUCAUAAUCG
Paramecium sonneborni is the source of this 1329-nucleotide messenger RNA. NCBI's taxonomy places the organism in Eukaryota, Ciliophora, Oligohymenophorea, Peniculida, Parameciidae. The record is from the annotation of a GenBank genome assembly.